This is a messenger RNA of Culex pipiens pallens (northern house mosquito), 2515 nucleotides long. Its product is annotated as trophoblast glycoprotein. The coding region runs from base 892 to 2061 and encodes 389 amino acids. The record is from RefSeq and is a predicted model, not a curated record. NCBI's taxonomy places the organism in Eukaryota, Metazoa, Arthropoda, Insecta, Diptera, Culicidae. Gene Ontology annotation, molecular function: protein binding. Gene Ontology annotation, cellular component: membrane. The transcript has 2 exons.
CUAGCGCUACGGGCACGGACUACUACGACUGCUUCUCGUUCGGCGGCGGCGUUGCACACCUUGUGCGGAGCAGGUCAUUAGAUUGCCCGAAACAAACAAGUCGCGGCCUCGCGGAGGUGUGCCGCACAACAACAACACCAGCGAAACUGCUUAGCUGUGUUGAGGUGCCCCAACCAUACAAGCUCACCUGGAAUACCUGUUGAGUCCGGGGUGUUGCUGCGUGCGUGUGAGUGUUUCGCGUGUGUGCAUACUGCUUAAGAUGUGCGCGUGAUAACUCGCGCCGCUGCUGCUCUGCGCCUACUCAUUUAUGCGACUUCACAGUGCGCCGCAGCGAUCUUUGCGCAGAGUUCGUGCCAUGAAGUCACCACUUCUUGAACGGGAGGCGCAACAGGCUGUGAAAGGUUCCGCUGGAAAGGGUUGCUAGAUAUUUUUGGGGGGACGAAACAGAACGAAACAGUCUGAUUUAGUGCAAACAAAGCCAAUUUGGGGCACGGAGUGGGUGAGCUAUCGGAAAAAAACCGCGGAAUACUUGGAAACUUGCUCCAGGAAAGGGCAAAAGUGAGUAAAGUACGUGAACCGCGAGGAAGUUAAUAUUACAAGAAGAAACGCCCGAAAGAAGUAGCGCUCAAGUGUUGGGUAGCCCACGAAAUAUUAAAGAAAAAGUCGGAUGGAACAAGACUUGCCCGUCAUUUCCGCUGGGGAUUAGUGCUGAAGAGAUCAGAAGAGGUCGGAAGGUUGUUCGGUGGUGGUGGUAUUGCAGGCAGAUCAUCCGCGUGGAGUACCAUAUGGGCACAUGAGAAGAAGUUGGUGUUGAAGUUAGAGUGGAGUCAGCAUAAGUCAUCAGGCGGUGUUGCAGCAAGUGAAGAACACACAUUCAAGGGAAACCCCAAGAUGAACUAUCUGUACGGAGUGAUGUUGGCGCUGGUGGCCAGUGCCGUUAGUGGGGACGAUUGUGGAGCGGCGUUCCGAGGGCGGUGCAACUGUGGCAUGCGGGAGUACAACUCCAAGACGAGUUACGUGGUCAACUGUACCGACGAGGGCUUCCGGGAUACGGACGUGCUCGAGCAUAUGCCGCUGCAGGCCGAAGUGCUCAUCUUCACGGGGAACUACAUUGACGAACUUCCGUGGAACGUGUUCGGGGCGAUGAACGAUCUGGCGAAUCUCACCAUCGUGGACAUGAGCAACAAUCACAUCCGGGAGAUCCGCGGCAAAGCGUACCACCACGUGCCGAACGUGAAACGGUUGAUUUUGAACCACAACAAUCUGAGCAUCUCGCGGUAUGACGACGAUGAGUACAAUCACCACCAUCCGAGAGUGUUUUCCAACUUUAUCAAUCUGAUGGAGCUGCAUCUGACGAAUGCCUUUGCGGACAACACUUCCGCCGAGCUGUCCGCAGAUCUGCACGACAUCUUCGUGAGCAGCAACUUGACCAAGCUGACCAAACUCCACCUGGAGCAGAACGAAAUCGUCCAGUUCAACGACAAGCGAGUGUUUUGUGAUUUACCGUCGCUGAUGGAUCUCCACCUGGGAGACAAUCUCCUGAAAGAGAUCAACUUCAAUAUUACCUGCUUGAAGAAGUUGCGCUUCCUCGACCUGGAACGGAACAAGUUCGAGUCUGUACGGCCGCACGACAUGGCCAUGAUGGACACCCUCGCGAGUCACCACGACGGCAUCAACCUGAUGGUGGACUUCACCUUCAACCCGCUCAACUGCGACUGCAGUAUCUUCCCCCUAUACGAGUGGAUGAGCAAGAGCAAAGUGACCGUCCGAAACCGUGACAACCUGAUGUGCUUCCGCAACAAAAAACACCAGGAACCCAUCCUCACGCUGAACAUGAAAAAGUGCCAAAAGGUACGAACCGGCAAGCGAGACCACACGGUGACCCUCGUCUUUGUACUGGCCUGUCUCAGCUGCAUCCUGAUAGUCCUGGUCGGUUCCCUCAUCUACGUCAGCAAAGACAAACUCAAAACCCUGAUCACGCCCGUCGUCGACCACGUCUCCAAGAAGGUCCAGUACACCAGCAUCAAGGACGAGGAAGCCGCGCCCGAACAAUACGUAUGAUGUAGCGCGUUGGUCCAGCGGGGACCGCGGGCUCCACCGAUGGAAUUUGUAUAAAUUCGCGCGAACGUAGCAGUGGCAGCAGCAGCAGCACAGUGAAAAUCUAAUCAUAUCGAUGUACAUAAAAAUCAUGGAAGCAGGGUUGAGCGAGGACCGUACUGAAUGAAGAGGACAAGCAGCGCAACUAAUGCAAUUAUUUAAAAAGACAUGCUUAAAGCAGAAAGAAAUCAAUUGAAACUUAAAAGACAUGGUUACUUAAAUCAAACUCUUUAGGAAUAAUAGACGAUGAUACACACCUUUUAACUUACUUGUUAAGACUAACUGAUAAUAAAACUAGUGAAUCUUUGAAGAAAUACUUCAGCAUUAUAUGGUGUCUCCCACAAAAAAAACGGUUACGAAUGUUAAUGUAUGUUUAUUUCAAACUAAAUAAAAUGACAUCAAGAUGCCAUAACUGAAA